Prorocentrum cordatum is the source of this 408-nucleotide messenger RNA. The record is from the annotation of a GenBank genome assembly. Lineage: Eukaryota; Dinophyceae; Prorocentrales; Prorocentraceae.
AUGAGCCCCAAGGAGAAGGCGACCAUCUCGCUGCACGAGUGCGGGCACGCCAUCGCGGGAUGGUUCCUGGAGCACGCGGACCCGCUCCUCAAGGUGUCCAUCGUGCCCCGCAGCAGCGGCGCCCUCGGCUUUGCGCAGUACCUGCCGGCGGACAUCAGCCUCUUCUCCAAGGAGGCGAUCCUCGACAAGAUCGCCGUGGCUCUCGGCGGGCGCGCCGCCGAGGAGCUCUUCGUUGGCAAGAUCACCACCGGAGCCUCGGACGACCUGGACAAGGUCACGAAGAUGGCCUACUCGAUCGUCUCCGUCUACGGGAUGAACAGCGAGAUCGGCCUCCUGUCCUACCAGCAGAACAACUCGGGCGAGCAGUUCUACAAGCCGUACAGCGAGGAGAACUGGGCAGAAGAUUGA